CGAGAGGGAGGGCGAACCCACCCCAUUCUCGGCCAUAUCAAGGCAUUUGGGGGCCGUAGAAUCAAUCUUGACAUGUUGACAGUAAAGCCGUAUAAUUGUAUAAUCAUGCUGAUCAGUUCAACUGUGUCGAAUCCCGGAGAGGUUCGACAUCCAGUACUUAGUAUCUAUAGUUUAAGUCAUCUGAAUAUUGAAGAACGGCAAAUAACUGUAGAACUACUGUUUUAUUAUUUAUAUUAAAAUGUUAGUUACGUGGUGCGUAAGUUUAAAGUACUCACAAACGUUUUUCAUGAGAUAAUCUGUUCCUAGUUUAUUUCGUAGUAUCUUUAAGAUGAGUACAGUUUUCAUACUAAUCUUAAUUCUGGCUUUACUCCCAUAGCCUCUUCCGUAGGUAGAGUAAAUAUUUCAAACACUGGUUAUUAAUAUACCACUGCUUAAUUUGUAUCCUAACCUUCGUUGAUCCAUACUUUGGUAUCGUAGAUUUUCAGCAACAGACUGAUUAAAGUAGAAUUCCCCCCAGUUCGUCACCCACUGCGUAAAUUGAAAGUGUUUUAAGCACAUAGUUAUAAUUUACCAAGAAUCUUGUUGCUAUUGGUAUGUUUUAGGAAUCUUAACAAGCCGAAAAUAUACGUAGGAGAUUAUACGACCCGGAAAGGCUCUGCAAUUGUUUUCUAAAAUUCCAGAAGAAGAUUUGCCAUUACUCCUCAUGCCUUCUGAUUCUCAAUGGAUGACUCACCCACGAAACCUAAUUGUUCAGAGAGUGCCUGUCUGCCCAAGUGCUAUCAGACCAUCAGUUGUUUCCGAAGUCCGCAGUGGAACUAAUGAAGAUGAUCUUACUCAAAUGUAUCAAUGGAUAUUAGCUCAGGCAGCAACAAUUGAAGAAGAUAUCGGGGAGGCGGAUCAAAUCGCGUGCCUAGAUAACUUACACGCUGAAUUUGCACGGCUAAUUAAUUCACAACAAUCCGGUUUGCCUCCUGUUCAAGAUCAUAAGUUUAUGCGUGGUUUACUUCAAAGGCUAGCUGGUAAACAUGGUCGAUUUCGUGGUAGCCUAUUGGGUAAACGAACGAAUUUUACCGCCAGAACUGUUAUUUCACCAGAUCCAAAUAUGCGAAUUGAUGAGGUAUGUAUUCCAGUUCAUUGUGCAAAAUUGCUAACAUAUCCUGAACGUGUGACUGAUUUCAAUCUGAAUUUUCUCCGAUCUCUUGUACUAAAUGGACCAAAUAACUAUCCUGGAGCUAUGUUUGUUAGUUAUAAACUACGUGGUGAGAGGAAACGUCAAGCCGAAGCAUCUGGUACUUCUGAUGUAGUAAAACGUUUCUUGGCAUCUGAACGUGCACGUGAAGACGUGGCAAAAUAUUUACAAUCAGGUGAUAUAGUUGAAAGACACUUAUUGGAUGAUGAUAUUGUACUAUUUAACCGUCAACCCUCACUACAUCGUGUAUCUAUUCAAGCAUUCAGAGCGGUUGUAAAACCUUUUCGAACUUUUCGUUUCAAUCCAUGCUGUUGUACACCAUUCAAUGCAGAUUUCGAUGGGGAUGAAAUGAAUAUACAUCUUCCACAAACUGAAGCAGCUCGUGCAGAAGCAAAACAUCUUAUGCUGUCUCUCAAGAAUAUUGUUAGCCCUAAAAAUGGUGAGCCAUUAAUUUCACCAAUUCAAGACCUAAUCACUGCAACACAUUUGUUGACCUUGAAAGACGUUUUCCUUAAUCGCGAUCAGGCUUGUACUUUAGCCUCUCAACUAUUAGCUGGUAACCAUUUGGGUCGACUUUUAAGUUUACCGAAACCGGCUAUAUUAUGGCCUGUUGCUCUAUGGACUGGUAAACAGAUAUUUGGUCUCAUUCUUUCACCGCAUCCAUCCACUGGAAUUAAGGUUAACCUUCGGGUACCAACAAAGUCUAUGUAUUCAUCGAAAGGUUCAGAAAUGUGUCCAAAUGAUGGUUUUGUUCUAAUUCAAAAUAGUGAGCUCCUUGCGGGAUGUGUAGAUAAAAAGUUACUUGGGGGUGGAAGCAAGUCAAGUAUAUUCUACACAUUACUUCGAGAUUAUGGUAGAGAAGCUUGUGCGGACGCUAUGUGGCGUUUAGGAAGAAUUGCUUUGUUUUUCCUGGCACAUCGAGGUUUUUCGAUCGGACUUGGUGAAGUAAUGCCCAGCUCAGAUCUUGUUGCAUCUAAAACAGCAUUGAUUAGUCGUGGAUUUGCCACCUGUGAUGAUUAUAUCAGUCAAUAUCAGAUGAAUACACUAGUCUGUAAUCCAGGAUGUAGUAUGGAGGAUACGCUUGAAUCUAAUAUAAGUCAAGAGUUGUCGAAAAUUCGUGAUGAAGCAGGAGCAGCUUGUAAACGUCAGCUUCACCCAUCGAACUCACCACUUGUCAUGGCUCAGUCAGGGUCAAAAGGUUCAUUUCUCAACAUAUCUCAAAUGAUUGCUUGUGUUGGCCAACAAGUAAUUGGUGGAAAACGUGUUCCAGAUGUCAUUAAUGGACGCAGUCUAGUUCAUUUCCCUCCAGGUUCACGAACACCUGAAGCAAAAGGUUUUGUUGGAAAUAGCUUUUAUUCAGGUCUUUCACCAUCUGAAUUCUUUUUCCAUGCUAUGAGUGGUCGUGAAGGAUUGACUGAUACUGCUGUAAAAACUGCAGAUACAGGUUAUAUGCAACGAAGACUGGUCAAGUUUCUUGAAGAUUUGGCGGUGGCUUACGAUGAUACUGUACGUGAUAGUCGGGGCGAUAUAAUUCAAUUCCGUUACGGUUCUGAUGGCCUGGAUCCUUUAGAAAUGGAGACAGAUACAUUUCCUGUGAAUUUUAUCAAAGAAAUGGAACAUAUAAGAACUAGUUAUGAUUGCCCUCAUGAAGUUGGAAUGUCUGCUGAAGAGUUAGAACUAGCAGUAGAGGUUGUCUUUCAACUUGAUGCAUUUCGACAUUUAGAUAGUCGCUUAUGCUCAGCAAUCAAAGAAUUUAUACACAAUUCAGUUUGUCCGAAAAUUCGUAAAUGGCAAGAAUGGUGUGCAGAAAAUGCAAAUGGGUCAAAUUUAAUCAAUCAAAAUGAACGUCUGACUAGAACACAACUACGCAUAUUUUUGACACAUGUUAAAGAGAAAUAUGAGAAAGCUUUAAUUGAACCAGGUACUGCUGUUGGUGCAUUAUGUGGUCAAUCUGUUGGUGAACCAGCUACGCAGAUGACAUUAAAAACAUUUCACUUUGCUGGUGUAGCCAGUAUGAAUAUUACACAAGGUGUCCCACGUAUGCGUGAAAUUGUUAAUGCAGCAGCCAAAAUUAAAACACCAUUGAUUUGUGUUACUUUAACUGAUCCAUUCUCAGCAUCACUAGCGCGUGAAGUUAAAUUGUCUAUUGAACCAACACGACUAGCAGAUAUAUCAUUAUCAUUAAGUCAGUGUUUAACACCAGAAUAUGUAUAUGUUGCUAUUAAAUUAGAUAAAAAAGAAUGGAUAGACUUAAAGAAGACCAAAAUAUCGCGUGUAACUUAUGCAAAAGAUUAUAUAUUUGUAUAUCCAGUGGAUUUGAAUGCAUUGGAAACAGUUGUCAAAUUAGUUGAAGAUGUUAUUGUUAAAGGCAUACCUGGUGUAUCUCGUGUUGUAAUUCAACAGGAUAAAGGUGAACAUAGAAUUUUUGUUGAAGGAGCUCGAUUGCGUGAGGUAAUGUGUAUACCGGGCGUCGUAGCUGAACGUACACAAAGUAAUAAUAUUUUAGAAGUGGAACAAGUGUUGGGUGUGGAAGCAGCUCGACGUGUUGUUAUUGAUGAAUUACUAGCCGUUAUGGAAGGUCACGGUGUCGAAGUUAAUGUGCGUCAUGUAAUGCUGUUAGCUGAUGUUAUGACUAAUAGGGGUGAAGUAUGCGGUUAUCAGCGAACUGGAAUGGCGAAAGCGAAAAAUAGUGUACUUUGUUUAGCUUCUUUUGAACGAACUGGUGAUCAUUUGUUUGAAGCUGCCUAUCAUUGUCAAGAUGAUCAAUUGACUGCCCUACCGAGACUGUAUGUGUGAUGGGAUAGAGACUUAUUCAGGAAACUCAUCUGUUGGUAAAUUGAGUCCACCAGUUGGUGAAUCCCCCACUAGGACGAAACAGAUCUGAGCGUUCUCGUUUUGUUUCUUUCAUUGGUUCUCUGGGUGGUUUUACGUCCUAGUGCGGAUUGUGUUUAAAAUUCUCUCAUUCAAAUCUUUCUAUUUUGUCGUUAUUGAUUCCAACUACUGUUGCAUUCAGUUUUCAUUCCAAGUUGAAAAAAAUCACUAAUUAACAAAAGUAUUAUUUUUGAUUUCUCUUAUAGAACCCUUUAUUAUUAAUAAUUCAAAACAUAAUGAUACAAUAAUUAAUUUUGAUUUG
This is a messenger RNA of Schistosoma mattheei, 4322 nucleotides long. The record is from the annotation of a GenBank genome assembly. Lineage: Eukaryota; Metazoa; Platyhelminthes; Trematoda; Strigeidida; Schistosomatidae.